Stomoxys calcitrans (stable fly) is the source of this 1545-nucleotide messenger RNA. RefSeq lists its product as uncharacterized. The coding region runs from base 274 to 1197 and encodes 307 amino acids. Lineage: Eukaryota; Metazoa; Arthropoda; Insecta; Diptera; Muscidae. The transcript is spliced from 2 exons. The record is from RefSeq and is a predicted model, not a curated record.
AAAAAAUAAUAAUAAUAGAAAAUAAUCAAAAUUGUACAAGAGACAUUGUGAGCGUGCUGCAAGAUCAAUUAAUCUACACAACAACAAAACAAAAGCUCGGUUCGGGGUCGCGUUACAUAACAAGAGAUUGAUCCAGAAAUCUUAAAUCCGUUACGAGCAUUCCAGCAAUUCAGCCAUAAGGUUUUGAGCGGACGGACAUUGGAAGGCCGGCGUCUACAGACACACACACACACGUAUACCUCUACACAUACACUCAAACCUUACCUUCAAAGAAUGGCGGCCUACUUACCCCGUGGAGAUUGGCAAGAGGAGGAGGAAAGACCUCGCGAAAACAAUCGUGGCGCACGACACAAUGAAAGACGUGAUGGCAAUCGCCAGGAAAGAGGACAUCCUGGAGCGGACCGGGACUUGCAACGUGGGCGUGGUCGUCCAAGUACAUGGCAGUAUUCAUGUGGUCUUUGCCAAGAUGACCACGCUCUUAACUCAUGCCAGCGCUUUCGAGACAAAACCCCGUACCAACGGUACGAAACAGUGGAAAGGAGAGGCUAUUGUAGAAAUUGCCUGGCAAGAAGUCACCUAGCGCCAGACUGUACAAGCCUCACAGGGUGCCGCCGUUGUCAUGAUCGUCAUCACACCCUACUCCAUGGGGCCCCUCAACUCGAAGAGGCACCCCUCAAUAUAGACGUGCCUGUGACACCGCCCCGCUUCUUAUGGGACAUUGUUUUUGUGCCGACGGCCAUUAUACGCAUAACCGGUGAAGACGUCGACAGUUGGGCUUCUGUGCGAGUCCUGGUAAGCCAGUCCUCUAUAAUGUCCAGAAUCGCGUAUGCGACGUUCCGCCGGCUUGGUCUUCGAACGUUUUUGUACCAAGGUAAACGAUUUGCUAGCUUUAAAAUUAUGUCUCGCCAACCCACUAGCACUUGGGCGUUAAAGGUCAACGCGCUCAUCACGGACGAGCUGCCAAGACAACCCUAUUCCGACCCUCUUCUUCACGACCCGACCCGUGAUUUAACUGAUAGCUCACUAGCUGACCCGGACCCGAGAAGCAAUGUUCCUAUCGAUCUAGAGCUUGGUGCAGAUACAUACUCUGCAAUACAUAGAGAAGGUCGCAUAUUUACCGGACUUGGUGACGUCAACGCCUAUAGGACGGUACUGGGAUACAUCAUAUCCGGCCCUAUUCGGAAUCUAAAUCAAUAAGGCUUCCAUCGUCAUACUUACUUAGCCCUUAAAAUCUUGGAAUGUAACACUUGGUCAUGGGGGGCGGAAUGUUCAUGGUUGUGCUAUUUUUUUUAUCAUAGCUGCUGUGCUAGCUAAACGCAACAGGUAUGUGCCUAGCGGUCUGUCAUGUAAAACACACACGCACUCAUACCAACGUGCGUAUAUGCAGUCGCUGGGUACAUACUUGUUUGUUGUUAUUCAGCCAAACAAAUGUUCAUCGCCAACCACUGGCAGAUGAUAUUCUUUUCUUUUUGGUAAUUAUUCGAAGUCAAGCUUAACUCCCGUACGCAUAUAAACCCCCGCGACCAAGAAAAAAAAAGAACAACA